Molecule: messenger RNA, 600 nt
Organism: Funneliformis caledonium
Lineage: Eukaryota; Fungi; Glomeromycota; Glomeromycetes; Glomerales; Glomeraceae
Source: the annotation of a GenBank genome assembly
AUGGCAAAGAUUUUUGAAAAAAUUGGAGAAUGUUGGAAUGCCAAUCAAUAUAACGUGAAUCUAAAUCAAUCACAAAACAGAGUUACUAUAUAUAAACGAAGUCUGCAAGAAAGGCCUCGAAGUGAAAUUUCAGAUACAUUUUGGGACAAUGAAGUCCGUAAUUCUAACAAAUUAAUUCUCCUUGAAAGAGACACAGGACAUACAAAUAAGUUGUGCUUCAACGAGGACGUCCGAGACGCAACUGAUGAUUUAUGUGAUAUCUUGUCCGAAUGGUGUGAUCGCUUUCUGUACUACUACAAUACAGGGUUAUACGAAAGCGAUCAAUUUACUUCAUAUAAAAACUUAAUGGACAGCUACGACGCGGAUCGAGAGGGUGUACGCAAAAGAUUCGAAAUGACAACCAAACUUUUAGGAAUGACAGUAAGUGAAAUUGCUCAAGUGGGCUUUUAUAAAAUUAGUAGAAAUAUAAGAGCCCACAAGGGGAAAAGACUUUCGCAAAACGCCGCCAUUAGACGUUUAAAUGUGACUCAACCAACACCAGAAUUUAGAGAAGCGAUCGAAAAGUGUAUCAAGCUUGUUAGUCUAACUCGUAGAACAUGA